This is a messenger RNA of Mus musculus (house mouse), 1639 nucleotides long. RefSeq names its product protein arginine N-methyltransferase 1 (gene Prmt1). Gene Ontology annotation, molecular function: protein-arginine N-methyltransferase activity; protein-arginine omega-N asymmetric methyltransferase activity; protein-arginine omega-N monomethyltransferase activity. The transcript has 11 exons. The coding region runs from base 430 to 1494 and encodes 354 amino acids. Gene Ontology annotation, biological process: animal gross anatomical part developmental process. Lineage: Eukaryota; Metazoa; Chordata; Mammalia; Rodentia; Muridae. Gene Ontology annotation, cellular component: cytosol; lysosomal membrane; nucleus. The record is from RefSeq and is a predicted model, not a curated record.
GGGGGUCUCGGAGGCCGGAGGACUCGGGUGAAGAUGGCGGCAGCCGAGGCCGCGAACUGCAUCAUGGAGAAUUUUGUAGCCACCUUGGCUAAUGGGAUGAGCCUCCAGCCGCCUCUUGAAGAAGUAAAUAUCCUUUUGUGAGACCCCCACCCAGCCCACUUCCACAUAAGCUUACUUGCUAUACAUCUGGCUCCCCAAGAGGUCUAACCGUCCUCUUGCUUCCAACCAGUUUCCUCUGCUGUGCCCCCUAACCCCUUAGGACAGAGCCCUUCCUGGCCCCAGCUGGCUUCCCCAGAACCAUGGCUGCUUCCUUAACUCCAUCUCCAGCCCUCCUCCCCUGCCCUUCCAUGUGUCUGCCCUGGCUCUGCCCUCUCUCCCUCCCUCCCCAGCUGUGGGCUGAGCUAGAGACAGGCCAUAGAGCCUGGAGAGAUGGUAGGCGAGGCGGCUGCUCCCUGGAUGGUGCUCUGGGUUUCCUGUGGCCAAGCAGAAAGUAGUGAGAAGCCCAACGCUGAGGACAUGACAUCCAAAGACUACUACUUUGACUCCUAUGCCCACUUUGGCAUCCACGAGGAGAUGCUGAAGGAUGAGGUGCGCACCCUCACAUACCGCAACUCCAUGUUUCACAAUCGGCAUCUCUUCAAAGACAAGGUGGUGCUGGAUGUGGGCUCAGGCACUGGCAUCCUCUGCAUGUUUGCUGCCAAGGCGGGGGCCCGCAAGGUUAUUGGGAUUGAGUGUUCCAGUAUCUCCGAUUAUGCUGUGAAGAUUGUCAAAGCCAACAAGUUAGACCAUGUGGUGACCAUCAUCAAGGGCAAGGUGGAGGAGGUGGAGCUGCCCGUGGAGAAGGUGGACAUCAUCAUCAGCGAGUGGAUGGGUUACUGCCUCUUCUACGAGUCCAUGCUCAACACCGUGCUGCACGCUCGGGACAAGUGGCUGGCACCCGAUGGCCUCAUCUUCCCAGACCGGGCCACCUUGUAUGUGACAGCCAUUGAGGACCGACAAUAUAAAGACUACAAGAUCCACUGGUGGGAGAACGUGUAUGGCUUUGAUAUGUCCUGCAUUAAAGACGUGGCCAUCAAGGAGCCCCUGGUGGACGUGGUGGACCCAAAGCAGCUGGUCACCAAUGCCUGCCUCAUAAAGGAGGUGGACAUCUACACAGUCAAGGUGGAGGACCUGACCUUCACCUCCCCCUUCUGCCUGCAAGUGAAGAGGAACGACUACGUGCACGCGCUGGUGGCUUACUUCAACAUCGAGUUCACCCGAUGCCACAAGAGGACCGGCUUCUCCACCAGUCCUGAGUCCCCGUACACACACUGGAAGCAGACUGUGUUCUACAUGGAGGACUACCUAACAGUGAAGACUGGCGAGGAGAUCUUUGGCACCAUUGGAAUGAGGCCCAAUGCCAAAAACAAUCGUGACUUGGACUUUACCAUCGACCUGGACUUCAAGGGUCAGCUGUGUGAGCUCUCUUGUUCCACCGACUACCGGAUGCGCUGAGGAGGUGCCAGGCUGGCCCUCCUGCAGAAGGGGGCUCGGGGGGAUGGGCUUGGGGGAUGGGGGGGUACAUCGUGACUGUGUUUUUCAUAACUUAUGUUUUUAUAUGGUUGCGUUUAUGCCAAUAAAUCCUCAGCUGACCAUGCCA